UCUAAUCGGAUCGAGACCGUUCCGUUAAAGCUACCAUGUAAUGUUUACUUCUUUGGAACAACGGCGUGUCCUCCUUCGUUAACAGUGUUGGAGAUCGCAGAUGCAGUAUCUAAUGUUGUGUAAAUCACACUUUCCCUGCGAGACAUUCGUUAAAACCACGGAAUCCUAUUUGCAUCGGCAGUAUUAGUGGUUCAUCCUGCGGUCUGUGUUCAUGAUGGCGAUGUUCCGCAGUUUUGUGUCUGCUGCUCAGCUCAGGCAGCAUCAGCAGCAAAAUGGAGCCGCAGCAGCCGCACCUGGGGAAAGCCUGGAGAGCCAGUUCUCCUGUCCCAUCUGUCUGGAGGUGUACCACAAACCUGUCAGCAUCGCAAGCUGCGCCCAUACUUUCUGUGGGGACUGUCUACAGCCGUGUCUGCAGGUGACAUCGCCUCUCUGUCCACUCUGCCGUAUGCCUUUCGAUCCAAAGAAAGUGGACAAAUCCUCCAGCGUGGAGAAGCAGCUCUCUUCAUAUAAGGCACCAUGUAGAGGGUGCAGCAAAAAGGUCACCCUGGUCAAAAUGCGAUCGCAUAUUUCAUCUUGCACAAAGGUUCAGGAACAGAUGGCCAACUGCCCAAAGUUCAUGCCUGUCGUUCCCACCUCACAACCCAUUCCCAGCAAUAUUCCAAACCGUUCUACAUUUGUGUGCCCGUACUGUGGUGCUCGCAACUUGGACCAACAGGAACUAGUGAAGCACUGCAUGGAGAACCAUCGCAAUGACCCCAACAAAGUGGUAUGUCCAGUAUGUUCAGCAAUGCCUUGGGGUGACCCCAGCUAUAAGAGCUCCAACUUCCUGCAGCAUCUUCUCCACCGGCACAAAUUCUCCUAUGACACAUUUGUGGACUACAGUAUUGAUGAGGAGGCAGCACUGCAGGCAGCACUGACCCUCUCACUGUCUGAGAACUGAGUCUGACAUUAUAUCCUGUUCCACAAACACAGCCAUGUGAAGGAUCUUCUCACCUGUCUUGUUUUAGGCUAAAUAUUUUCAUUGUUCCUCUGUUUUUCCUCUCACUCUACCUCUCUUCUGGUCUAUAUUUCUGAGCUACACUCCAGCUAGAUACUGAAGUAGCUCUAUAGCUUGUUUGCCAGUUGCAUAACAUUUGAACAAGCUUGUUACUUCCUGAAUUUUAAGGGGAGGAGCUUCUGGUUGCUUAUCAUCACCGUCAUCAUCAUUGUUAUCGUAACCAUCAAAACAUUGAUGUAUGCAAAAAGUCAGACAAAGGAAUAGAUAAAUAUCACCAUG
Molecule: messenger RNA, 1276 nt
Organism: Labeo rohita (rohu)
Lineage: Eukaryota; Metazoa; Chordata; Actinopteri; Cypriniformes; Cyprinidae
Product: E3 ubiquitin-protein ligase RNF166
Exons: 6
Coding region: 212-940 (242 amino acids)
Biological process (GO): ubiquitin-dependent protein catabolic process; protein polyubiquitination
Molecular function (GO): ubiquitin protein ligase activity
Source: RefSeq, a predicted model, not a curated record